Molecule: messenger RNA, 801 nt
Organism: Botrytis sinoallii
Lineage: Eukaryota; Fungi; Ascomycota; Leotiomycetes; Helotiales; Sclerotiniaceae
Exons: 1
Coding region: 1-801 (266 amino acids)
Source: RefSeq, a predicted model, not a curated record
AUGUUCAGCGAAGAACCCGCCGCGGAAACCCAACCUACCCCCAGAGACGCAACCCCGGGCGUCACACUUCCAGUCAUAGUCAUGGAAAAAAGCGCAUUAGAUGCCAAGGAUCAAAACUCUAAUGCAAAUCCUCCUCAAUUCCCAUUUCCAGGUCUUGAUGAUCCCAAAAAAUCAGCUGUUUUUAUAGAAGCUACCCUCGAAGUUCUCCGCCGCAUGGUCUUUCCAUACAACAAAGAUAAGAUACGUACUAUGUCCCAAAUUCUCGAUGAAUAUCUAAGCAUCUGGCAUGAAAUCUGCGUCGACAAAAGCAACAUUUAUCAUUCUAAAAUUGAGAACCUUUGCAUGUUAGAUUUGAACUUGAUGACAGCUCUUGUUGCGAUGCAGGAAAAAAGAGACGAACUUUGGCUGGAAUUUAAUGGUUAUGUGGAUUCUGACGAGAAAACUCUCGAAUUCCGGGAGGUGUAUUGUCCUAAUUGCGACGAGAGUAGCGAGGAAGAUGAGAGUGAAGACCUCUGUCACUGUCCGAUUCAUCCCAACACCGGCACCGAAUACCUCGCUUGUGGGAUAAUAAUAAAUCCAUGGAAGAAUGGUCCUGCAGUUGGAAACGAGGAAUCCACGUUCACCGUGGCGACCUAUAGUGCUAGUGAGCUAGCGACGCCUAAGAUUCCUGCGGAUGCGGAUGACUGUGUUUGUCUCUGUGUAACGUGUUGUGCUUCUCGUGGCCUCGACAGUGAUGACGAUAGUUAUGUCUAUCCUUCUUCGGAGUCAGAGAGCGAAGAUGAGAUACCCUGUCAAUGUUAG